AAACAAAGGCGAAAAAGGCGCGAAAAGCAUUCGCGCGAUCUUGGUGCUGCAUAUCAGAUAACUCUUGCGUGUAUUUGUAAAUAAAAUGAUACGAAUGUUGAAAAUAUCGAGAAGAGUUCUUAAUAUCGGUAGGGACUAAUGAAACAGUGAAAAGAAAAUACAGCGGAAAAGGUUAGAAUUGAACGAAGUAUUUGUCAACAUAUUUAUUAACGAUGGUACAUACAACUGAAUCUGCUGGGAAUCUGCUUUCAACACCAGGAAAUGAAAAACCACAGGAAUUGAAGAGACAGCCAAUACAAUAUGAAGACUUGACUGGUAAUUUCGAUGAUAAAGUGAUUGAUUUCUCAAAGCAAUUUUGCAGCAUAUAUGCAGCAAGAUUGGCAGAGUUGAGAGAGAUAUUGGUACCACGAGUUGUCGCAAAAUGGGGUGAAGUUCAGAUACUGAAGUUGGCAGAAUUGGAAGAUUUUGAAGGCGAAGAAUGCGUGAUAAUUGGUACACUUUAUAAGCACCAAAAGUGGAAGCCAUCGAUAUUGCAUGAAUUAAGUGAGGAUCAUCAACUUACGUUGCCUGAACCAAGAUCGAAUUAUUGUUCAGAAAAGGAUCAACUCUUCUUGGAAGAUGAGAUGCUGCGUAUUAAAUUAAUGGUCGAAGAUGCUGAUUUGAAGCAUUAUGUUACAGGUGUUGUGUGUGCCAUUUUAGGCUACAAAGAUAAGAACGGCAGCUUUGAAAUCAAGGACUGGUGUUUUCCUGGUUGCGUGCCUAGAAGUUCACCAGCACAGCCAAAAUUCAAAGGAAAGUUGGUGUUUCUAUCUGGUCUCGACCUGGUAAAUACCUCAAGCAACACAUCUCUAAGUCUUUUAACCGAAUGGAUAUGUGGAAUGGCAGGAGAGACAGAGGCGCAAGAAAACGUCACUGACAUUGUUCGAGUCAUUAUUGCUGGUAAUUCUGUCAAAACUGUUACUAAGACAAAUACUCUAAUGGGACAUGCCGAAGGAAAGGCGCAAGACGCCGCUAUAACGAAAGAAGUUGCUGUAGCAACAACGCUCGUGGACGCAUUUCUCUCCGAAAUAGCAGAGUGUUGUUGCAUCACUUUAAUGCCAGGUCGGCACGAUCCCACCAGUGCGAUGUUGCCACAGAAACCGCUACAUCCGUGUAUACUACCACUAACAUCUAGAUAUCAAAGUUUUAAAGGUGCGACUAAUCCGUGGAUCGGCAAAGUCGCCGAUCGUGUAGUAAUGGGCAGCAGCGGACAACCUAUUGAAGACAUUAUAAAAGCAACCGGUGAGACAGAUAUUUCUCCCUUAGACUGGCUAGAAAAAACGCUGCUUUGGAAGCACAUAUGUCCGACUGCUCCAGAUACAUUACCAGUGAACCCUUAUUCUGUAAAAGAUCCAUUCAUCAUAAACUACUGUCCAGAUAUAUAUUUUGUGGGUAACAUGGAUAAAUUCGAGACAAAAUUAUGGAAAGGUGAAGAAAAUCAAGUGGUCAGACUAAUUUGUAUUCCAACCUUUUCUUCUACACAUAUUGCAGUUACAGUGGAUUUAGAAACUCUGGAUACUGAUUUUGUUUGUUUUGGAAGUGGAUGAAUAUAUAAACAUGAGUAAAUUCACAAUUUAUCUGAAGUUGCAGACAGUUAGAUAAAGUAGAUAAUCUAACAUGUGACAUUUUUCCUGUUAGAUCGUGUCACCAUUAAUGAUCCAUAUUUUUUAAAUCAUAUUUUUAAAAUAUACAAAAUUUGGAAAUAAAAAUAUUUUAUAUUUUUGAUAACAGUA
This is a messenger RNA of Monomorium pharaonis (pharaoh ant), 1772 nucleotides long. Its product is annotated as DNA polymerase delta subunit 2. Gene Ontology annotation, cellular component: delta DNA polymerase complex. The record is from RefSeq and is a predicted model, not a curated record. The transcript is spliced from 7 exons. Gene Ontology annotation, molecular function: DNA binding. Lineage: Eukaryota; Metazoa; Arthropoda; Insecta; Hymenoptera; Formicidae. Gene Ontology annotation, biological process: DNA replication; DNA strand elongation involved in DNA replication. Bases 213 to 1586 code for a protein of 457 amino acids.